UUUAGACGCCAUUUUGUCAGCCAUUUCCUACACAGAUCUACUGCCAGCGUCUCUGCACAGCUCAGGACGCCUCGUCUGGCCUCAGCAGCUUCACCUGCCCGGGCUCGGUUGACUGCAGCGGACCUUGAAUGCACGGUACCCCCGGGUGGAUGAGAAACUAGUCCCAGAAGACUCCUCUCUCUCUGCAAGGCGGGUGGGUCCACUGGACAGAAGCGGUACAAGUCGCAGACAGCCAUGGCUUUGAAGAUUGUCAAAGGGAGCAUCGAUCGGAUGUUCGACAAAAAUCUCCAGGAUUUAGUACGUGGCAUCAGGAAUCACAAGGAAGAUGAGGCCAAAUACAUCUCCACGUGCAUUGAUGAGAUCAAACAGGAGCUCAAGCAGGACAACAUCGCUGUCAAAGCCAAUGCUGUGUGCAAGCUCACCUAUCUUCAGAUGCUGGGCUAUGAUGUCAGCUGGGCAGCGUUCAACAUUGUUGAAGUCAUGAGCUCCUCGAAGUUCACAUACAAGAGGAUCGGUUACUUAGCAGCCUCACAGUGCUUCCAUGAGAGCACUGAUGUCAUCAUGCUGACGACCAAUCAAAUCCGAAAGGAUCUCAGUAGUCCCAACCAGUAUGAUACAGGUGUUGCUCUGACUGGGCUCUCUUGUUUUGUGACUCCUGAUCUGGCUCGAGAUCUUGCUAAUGACAUCAUGACACUGAUGUCCCACACUAAACCUUACAUUAGGAAGAAAGCUGUGCUUAUCAUGUAUAAGGUGUUUUUGAAGUACCCAGAAUCCCUGCGCCCUGCUUUUCCAAGGCUCAAAGAGAAACUGGAGGAUCCAGAUCCAGGUGUCCAGUCAGCAGCUGUAAAUGUUAUCUGUGAGCUGGCUAGGAGAAAUCCUAAGAACUACCUGUCUCUGGCCCCACUUUUCUUCAAACUUAUGACUUCCUCUACUAAUAAUUGGGUUCUCAUUAAGAUCAUCAAGCUGUUUGGUGCACUCACUCCUCUGGAGCCAAGGUUGGGGAAGAAGCUUAUCGAACCUUUGACUAACCUGAUCCACAGCACUUCUGCCAUGUCUCUGCUGUAUGAAUGUGUCAACACUGUAAUUGCAGUGCUGAUUUCUUUGUCCUCUGGGAUGCCGAACCACAGUGCUAGUAUCCAGCUCUGUGUGCAGAAACUGCGAAUCCUGAUUGAAGACUCGGACCAGAACUUGAAAUAUCUGGGCCUGCUCGCCAUGUCUAAGAUUCUGAAGACUCACCCCAAGUCAGUGCAGUCUCAUAAGGACCUGAUCCUCCAGUGUCUGGAUGACAAAGAUGAGUCAAUUCGUCUCAGAGCCUUGGACCUGCUCUAUGGCAUGGUGUCCAAGAAGAACUUGAUGGAGAUUGUAAAGAAGCUGAUGCUCCACGUAGACAAAGCAGAAGGAACCACCUACAGGGACGAACUGCUCACAAAGAUCAUUGACAUUUGCAGCCAAAGCAACUAUCAAUACAUCACAAACUUUGAAUGGUACAUCAGCAUUCUGGUGGAGCUGACCCGAUUGGAAGGCACACGGCAUGGCCACCUCAUCGCCUCUCAGAUGCUGGAUGUUGCUAUACGGGUCAAGGCCAUCCGAGUCUUUGCUGUUGCUCAGAUGGCGACUCUGCUGGACAACGCCCACAUGCUGACUGGCAACACGCAGCGAAACGGCAUCUGUGAGGUUCUGUAUGCUGCAGCCUGGAUCUGUGGAGAAUUCUCAGAACACCUGGAGAACCCAAUGGAGACGUUGGAGGCCAUGCUGAGGCCCAAGGUAGCCACACUACCAGGCCACAUCCAGGCUGUGUAUGUACAGAAUGCAGCUAAGCUGUUUGCCACUGUGCUGAAGAGUCAGGAGGGAAACACAGACAGCACUACUGCACAGGAAGCCAGUCAGCUAAUGAUUGACAGGCUACCGCUGUUUGUUCAGAGCGCUAACCUGGAGGUGCAGGAGCGGGCGUCUUGCAUCCUGCAGUUGGUCAAGUACAUCCAGAAGCUUCAGCAGAAGGAUGUGGAAGUGUCAGAGGAAGUCUGUGCUCUGUUUGCUGGAGAACUCAACCCUGUAGCUCCAAAGGCACAGAAAAAAGUACCUAUUCCUGACGGCCUGGACCUGGACGCUUGGAUUAAUGAGCCGCCAUCUGAAAGUGAGUCUGAAGAUGAGCAACCAAAGGCAAUUUUUUCAAAGGAGGAGCCGAAACACUCUCGUCCCCGUCACACAGAGGUGGACGAGAAAGAGCUGGCGAGGAGGAGAGAAGCCAGAAAACAGGAGCAAGCCAACAAUCCGUUCUACAUCAAGGCCUCUCCGUCUUCUCAAAAGGUGUAUCAGGAGACUCCUGGAGUGGAACACAUCCCAGUUGUGCAGAUUGACCUCAGUGUGCCUCUCAAAGUCCCAGGUCUGCCUAUGUCCGACCAGUAUGUGAAGCUGGAAGAGGAGCGUCGUCAGAAGGAGAGGGCAGAGAAAAAGAAGAAGGAUAAGAAGAAGAGGAAAGAAAAGCGCAGCGGACGAGGGAAGAAACAUGACUCCGGUCCGGAGAGUGAGGAGGACAUCACACCUGCUCACAUGGUCGACAUUGUAACAGAGGAGAUGCCAGAGAAUGCCUUACCCAGCGAUGAUGAUGAAAGAGAUCCCGCUGACCCACACAAAGCUCUGGAUAUCGACCUGGACAAUUUGGAAUCAGCUGGGAAAAGGCCGCUUGCGGACAGCGAGAAGCUGCCAGUCAGGUCUCAUCGUGCUGCAGAGGUUCUGAAAAGCCCAGCAGAAGAUGAAGAGGGAGAAAAUGUUUCUUCACUGGAACCCAAAAAGAAGAGCAGCAAAGAAAAGAGGGAAAAGAAGAAAGAUAAAGACAAGGAUAGGAAGAAGAGCAAAGAAGAGAAAAAGAAGAAAAAACACAAACAUGAAGAAAAGGAGGAGGAGGAUCUUCUCUGUGGUCAGGCAGAUGAGCCUGCGUUCCAGUCAGAAGAAACCAAUGAAGUGGUGACUCCUCCCACAUCCACCUCUGCUGAUGUUUCGGACCUGGAUUUCUGGCUCUCAAACGCUCCAGUGCCCUCUAACACCCAGGAAGCGGCAACGGUAGCAGCAGCAGAAGCAGCUCCAGCGCCUGGGGCUAUCUCUGUCACAACACCAGACUCGGAGCCUGAAGAACCCAAAGACACUGAAAUGGAGGAGACGAAGUCAUCCAAACACAAGAAGAAGAAGCAGAAAAGGGAAAAGGAAGACAAGGAAAAGAAAAAGAAGAAGAAGCAUCAUCAUCAUCACCAUCACCAUGGUGACAAAGGUGGAGAGGAGUCUGUUCAGAAUGGGACUGUGGAGGAAGAAGAGCCUCUCCCGCCCAUGUCCAAUUACUGCCUGCUGGCUGAGAACUCCUACAUCAAGGUGGCGUACGACAUCCAGGGUAACCUGCAGGAUGGCAGUCAGGUGGUUGUGUCCGUCAUAUUUGAGAACAAGUGUGACAGCUUCCUGAAAUCCAUGGAGUUCAACGUGUUGGAUUCUCUGAACUCCAAGCUGCAGAGGCCAGAAGGCUCGGGCCCUCAUGACAGCCUCACCAUCCCCUUUCAGCUUCCUCCUGGUGUGUCCAACGAGGCAAGAUUUGUCUUCACUGUGCAAAGCAUCAUAAUGCCACAGAAACUGAAGGGAACUCUGACCUUCAUUGUAAAGAAUGAAGAAUCCUCCACUCAUGAGAAACUGGACUUUAAACUGCACUUUACUUGCACCUCCUAUCUAAUCACUACUCCUUGUUACAGUGAUGCUUUUGCAAAGCUUCUGGAGUCAGGAGACUUGAAGAGCAGCUCUAUCAGACUGGAAGGGGUUAACAUGCCCUUUCACCAUCUACUGGCCAGGAUCUGCUUUCACCACCACUUCUCUGUUGUGGAGAGGAUCGACUCCUGUGCCUCAAUGUACAGCAGGUCCAUUCAGGGUCACCAUGUUUGUCUGCUGGUAAAAAUUUCUAGUCAGACGGUGUCCGUUGACGCAAAAUGUGAUGAGCCGACGCUGCUUGGGAAUGUGCUGGAUGAGAUCAAGCAGACCUUUUCUCAGUGCUGAUUGUGUCUGACAGCCCCAUGGUGCCCCCCAGUGACCCCUUCAUGCCAUCCACUCACUCACCCCCUCACCAAAACACGACAUAAUCACGUUACAAAACACUGCGGCUGGCGCUUUCAGCUUUGCCCUAUUUAUUUGUCCUCAAAUUCGCAAGAAUUCCUUUUCCUUCUCCUUUGCAGCCUCAGCUCUGUCGGUCACUCACUCGUACUUGAAGCUGUUUUACAGACUCACAGUCUUCACGCUCCGUCUUCUCUGCAAUGCACUUUGACUUUCUUUUUUUUUUUUUACUUCCUUGUUUUUGAAUCGCCUCCCUGUUCCACCCUGACUUUUCACUGAGCUCCCGUUUCUGAAAUUGCUCAUGUCCUCUGUUCUUUCCUGCAUUAACUUUCCACCCUCCACUCUGCUGGCAGUUCAGUCUGUGACAGUUAUGUAAUGUAAAAUUGACAACUGGAUAUUUGCCGUUGAUGGUUGAAUUGUAUUUUUAUGGUUUUGAAGUUUUACGUUUUUGUCUGUAGUUUUUUGUUUGUUUGAUGUUUUGUUUCUCUCUUCUGUUUGUGCUCUUUGAAGCCCGUCUGCCUGCGCCUUUGUCUCGACCUUUCUUUCCACUCACUGAACAUCAGUGCAGCUCUUCUGUUUAAGCCUGAAAACCCAAUGUGACUGACUGUUUUUCUGUCUGGUCUUACCUGAAGAGAAAAGCAUAAAUAAAGAUAAUCCAGCCUGGUCACCUGGUGUCUGGAGAAGACCCAAUAUUAGGCAGCUGCAUUGAUGAUGGAACAAACUAACCAAAGCAAAAUACACUAAUAGAAAAAUUCACCUUGUAUGACGAUAAGAAGCAUUGUCCGACCUGCUUAAGACUGGAAGCACAUCUGCAGGGUCCUUGUCCGGCUCAGUUGAGUGGUUUUGCUCUGUGCCUUGGCCCCUCCAGUCUCCUAGAACUCCAUACAUCUCUUGAAAACGUCUACUUAAUUGUCUCCCUUUAACGUUAGAAGUUUUGAAAUCUAGUGCAAAUACACGAGGAUAUGAGUGUUCAGCAGAUGGUCAUUGAGUCAUCUUCAACUCCUUGGUUUGUUUUGGUUCUGUUAAUGUUAUUCUAAUAACUGCAUAUUUCUGAAAUGUUCUUGCUUUUGUGUCACCAAUUGAGUCAGGUUGUGGUCAAUUGAACCAUGUAGUAAAACUAUCUAACGGCCAGUAAAUCUGGCUUUCUCUAAGUCACCAUUGGGCAAAUUGGCAUCUACAUUGAGGUAGCAUCCACUCUUUCAUCGGUUCCUGUGAACUAUUGUGCCACUUGAACAUUUGUAUCACAGUAGUUCCACCCAAGAUGGCUAACGUACAUCUGGCAUGUAGUUCUGAGGUUUAUUUGCCCUUUAAGGAACUGCCUUGCCUCUUUUUGUGCAAUAUGUCACGAGAAUCAUGAAAGGUUCUAUUUUAAGAACGAUUGGACCUUCUGUAACAAACACUUUUCAUUUUUGGAUGAAUUAAUUAGCAUCCCUUAUGUCGGAGCUCCUUUUCCCUGCUAUCGUCUUAGCAACAUACACUAGUGAGGCCCUUUUCACAUUUGUCUGCUAUUGUAGAUAACUUUGAUAAUGUCUGUGACCAGAAGGUCAGCCAUUCCACCAGGUAUUAGUCCUGUAGUACAAUCUAAACAGAGGGGAUCUGUUGCUUUGAUUGGAAAAGAUGAUCAUGUGUUUCUGAAAACUACUAGCCAUGAUUCCUAGAAAAAACCUGCCUCGUCAUGCGUAAUGAUCAUUUUGUGCAUAAUAUUAGAAGAAUUUGUAAAUUGCAUGAUUAGAAGUGUACACAAACUGGUCAUUCCAUACUGCCCCUUUUCCUUAUUUUUUCUCUUCUCUUUUUUUAUGGUGUUUACUUGACCUUUCUCUAUUUUUGAUGGUAUUGUUUUUAUCCGUUCUAGGUUCAGACAUUAAAAGAAGUGAUAUCACUGAAUGUUUUAAAUUAUUAAACACAGGGGAGUGAAGGGGCUUUAGUAUUACAACACCAUGAGUGUGGGGCUCAGAAGAAUAUUUGACAGGAGCAGUUCACAUGAAGCCAUGAACUGAGAAGAAGCAACCCACCAUCUUAGUUCUCUUUACAUUUGGGUCAUCAACUUUGGCUUGUGACAUUGAAAUAUUCUCUGAAAAUUGCAUAUUUUAAUGGGCAUGUCUUAUUUUUCCAUAUUCAGGUAUCAAGCUUGCAGUGUACAUUGUCAUGAUGUCAAGGGGGCAACAUAAAUUAUCUGCUCCCUGUAAAGGAAGUCCACCCAAAUUAGAAAUAAAGGCUGUGGGAAGCUUC
Nothobranchius furzeri (turquoise killifish) is the source of this 6312-nucleotide messenger RNA. RefSeq names its product adaptor related protein complex 3 subunit delta 1 (gene ap3d1). Gene Ontology annotation, biological process: protein targeting to vacuole; synaptic vesicle budding from endosome; Golgi to vacuole transport. Lineage: Eukaryota; Metazoa; Chordata; Actinopteri; Cyprinodontiformes; Nothobranchiidae. The record is from RefSeq and is a predicted model, not a curated record. Gene Ontology annotation, cellular component: presynaptic endosome; AP-3 adaptor complex; terminal bouton.